AUGAUGAUGACGUGCCGUCUGCUGUGCGCCCUGUUGGUGCUCGCCCUGUGCUGCCGCCCCUCCGUGUGCGCGACAGAUACUGAACUGGAUCCGAAGAGUGGCGCUGGUGGAAAGGCCAUCAAGCCAACGUCCCCUGCACCAGAGCCACCAACCGUUACGUCUGAGGUUGUGGCGCGGUCAAAAAAUAAUUCCGAUAAAACAGAGGGACAAAAUCAGGUAGCUGGUGGAGGAGGAAGUGAAAAGUCCCUUCCAACCCCUCCUGCGCCAACGGGAGAAAGUGCUGCGUCCGGUACGAAAGGUUUCACAGAUCCGGGAACCGGCAGGACACAGGAACCAGAUGCAGUGGCCGGAGCCGAAGUGUUACAAAUAAAGCCCGGAAAUGAAGAGUCACCGGAUUCGAGGAGCAUUACAGCGCCAAGUACGACAACAACGACGACUACAACCACUACUACAACACAGGCGCCAAGUACUACGACUACGGAGGCGCCAACCACGGCGACCACCCGCGCAGCGUCACGUCUUCGCGAAAUCGACGGCAGCCUCAGCAGCUCUGCGUGGGUGUGUGCCCCGCUGCUGCUUGCCGCAUUCGCGCUGGCGUACACCACUCUGGGCUAA
Molecule: messenger RNA, 615 nt
Organism: Trypanosoma cruzi
Lineage: Eukaryota; Euglenozoa; Kinetoplastea; Trypanosomatida; Trypanosomatidae
Product: mucin TcMUCII, putative
Exons: 1
Coding region: 1-615 (204 amino acids)
Source: RefSeq, a predicted model, not a curated record